Pundamilia nyererei is the source of this 1903-nucleotide messenger RNA. It is a transcript of the gene smpd3, whose product is annotated as sphingomyelin phosphodiesterase 3. The record is from RefSeq and is a predicted model, not a curated record. Gene Ontology annotation, molecular function: sphingomyelin phosphodiesterase activity. Gene Ontology annotation, cellular component: cytoplasm. The transcript has 3 exons. Bases 395 to 1903 code for a protein of 502 amino acids. NCBI's taxonomy places the organism in Eukaryota, Metazoa, Chordata, Actinopteri, Cichliformes, Cichlidae. Gene Ontology annotation, biological process: sphingomyelin metabolic process.
GGAGGAAAUGCUGAUGUUGAGUGGAUACCCCCUGCAGAGGUGGUUUGAGUCCUCGCAAUCAUAGAUCCGUCAUCAAGGGAAUAGCUUUCAUCAUGACAACUGCCUACCUCGAGACUGCGCUCCUUGACCCCUCCUGUGGAGGGUGUAAUUACUGAGGGAGGGGCAGCAAGACUGAGAUAAGCUUUCCUGUGAAGAUAGAAAUCAUCCAAACCAUGUAGUGUUCCUUUCUCCAAGGAAUGGGGGAGGGUCUACAUUUGAGUCUGAUCUUUUUUCAUUUAUUUCUGCUUAUGUAAUUAGUGGAAGAGAUUUUGUGAUUGAUUAUAGUGUAUGUGGGCGUGGACGUGCAAGGUGAGGAGAAAGUGACAGACAGAAAGAGAGAGAAAGAAGGAAAGAGAUGGUCCUCCACAUCACCCCGUAUUCCAGUGCCUGUCUGCACUUCUUGGAUGGCUUGUCGUGGAGCCUGGUGUUUCCCUGCUACUGGUUCCUGGACCGGCUCCUGGCGUCCUGUGUGGCCACCUCGCUGGAGAAGCGACAGCGCUCCCAGGACCCCUGCUCCUUCCUCACGUUAUGUGUGCUGAUCUCCGCACCCCUUUACCUGCUCCUCCUCCUCGCCUCCUUGCCCUUUGCUCUGCUGGGCUUCAUCAUCUGGGCUCCCCUGCAGGCAAUCCGCCAGCCCUACCUGUACACCUACUGCAGGCCAGACAAACACCAGGCUGAACAAGGUCAAGCAGGUGCUGGAAUUGGGGAAUGGAGGCCACAGGGCAGAAGCUUCUGUUUCUGCAGUGCCAAUGUUUGCCUUCUGCCUGACUCCCUAGCAAGGUUUAACAACCUGUCAGACACCCACCGGAGAGCACGGGAGGUAGGGAAGAGGAUCCGCAAUGGUGCCAGCCGACCUCAGAUUAAAAUCUACAUUGACUCACCUACCAACACUUCUAUCAGUGCGGCGUCCUUCAGCAGCCUUGCCACAGGUUUCCGCCGUACCUCAUCGUUGGACCAACGUCCAGACCAAACACACACAAUCAAUGGCCCAGCCGACACCGAAACUGAACCUGCCACCGAGUGCCCGAUUCACCCCUCAGGUGCCACUGACUGCCCCGUUCACCCUUCUGUGAAUGACCAGGGCUCUGCUGAAUGCCCUGUGCACCCUGAUGGGGCAGACACUACAGCAGAAUGCCCUCUCCACCAAGGGGAGACUAAAAGCAGCUCAGACUGUCCCAUUCACACCUCAGGGGAGGCUCCAGACUGCCCCAUGCAUUCCACAGUAGCUCAGAGUGCUCCUGGUCAUCAUGACUGUCCCAUGCAUGGGGAUGGGACCCAGCCAAAACCCGCAACAGACUGUCCGCUUCACACCUCAGGGGUUCAAAUUAGCAUCAGUGCUCCAGAGCCAGACCCCCAGGAAGAGGAGGCGGAGACAGGGAACCACCGGCCUGGAGAGCACGGAGGGGCAGACACGGGCAGCAUGACUGCUUCUCGUGAGUCCCUUGCUCGUUACCAUGGAAGUGAUGGCGGGAUAGGGAUAUCCUCCAACAAUACUCUCUCUCAUGUCCCACGCACAUCAAUAUUCAAGCGCCCAGGUCGAAAACGCCGCCACGGAGAUGAAACAUUCGACCAUGACAUCUCUGCCUUUUUCCCUGCCAACUUGGAUUUCCUGGCUCUACAGGAGGUAUUUGACCAUGGAUCGACUACUAGACUACGGCGCCAGCUGCAUCGCUAUUUUCCCUACAUCCUGAGCGAUGUUGGGCGGUAUGGCUGGAAAGGCUGCUGCUCCAGGUUCAAAUUCCUGAACAGUGGGCUCAUGCUGGCAAGCCGCUACCCAAUCCUGGAUGCACGAUACGAGUGCUACCCCAAUGGCAGAGGGGAAGAUGCACUGGCGGCCAAGGGGGCGCUGUUUGCCAAGGUUUGA